AUGACGUUCCUGACUGAGAAGGAGGGGGAGGAGGCGUGGAAGGACUUCUUUGACUCACAUCUCCAGGAGAAGCUCUUUGAGGAGAGGAGAUGGACGGAGAAGAAGCUCAGCAACUGGAAGAGGGAGGUGGAGAGCUGGAUCGUUGAGAUACAACAGGAGUGGAGACUGAGGGAGAAGGCUCAGAGGAACAUGGUGUUCAAGCUGCUGAUUAUGGACCUUCCUCAGAGGAGGAGAGUCAUUGAGAACCUCAGAGAGACGGACGACCCCGCCAGCGAUCAGGUGGCGAGAGAGAUGGACGGAGAGGAGCGGAGGACAGAAAACAUCGGGGUGAAUAAGAGGAGUGACGAGGAGGGAGAUGGAAGGAGAGGAAAAUGGGUGGAGGAGAUGAAUGAGGGGUGCCGCUGCUGCCAAGGAGACGGAGCGAGAGGGAAGGAGAAAAGCCAGAGCCAUGGUCAGAGGAAGGAGGAAGAGAAAAGAUACCAGAUGCUUGUGGAAAUGCAGCGUAUCCGUUCCCACGAAGAGAAAAGAGAAAGGGAAACCUUCCUGAGAAACAAGGAGAGGGAGGAAAAGAAAAGGGAGGAUGAGGAGAAAAUGAGAGAGAGGGCCCAUCUGGCCAGGCAAAAAAUGGAUGCGGACAGAAGGGAGAGAGAGGUGCGCAGGAUGGAGAGGGAGAUAGUGGUGAAGAGAAAGGAGGUUGACCACAGAGUGAUGUCUGUGAACAGGAAGGUGUUCUCUCUCAGGUCCGAGGCUGAACAAAUCAGGAAGGAGAGAAAGUCACUAAGGAUGUUCCAGAGCAAGCUAGAGAACCUGGGACCAAAUAUGGAAGUCCAGAGCAAGCUAGAGAACCUGGGACCAAAUAUGGAAGUCCAGAGCAAGGCUCAGAACCAGGGACUAAAUAUGGAAGUCCAGAGCAAGCUAGAGAACCUGGGACCAAAUAUGGAAGUCCAGAGCAAGGCUCAGAACCAAGGACUAAAUAUGGAAGUCCAGAGCAAGGCUCAGAACCAGGGACUAAAUAUGGAAGUCCAGAGCAAGGCUCAGAACCAGGGACUAAAUAUGGAAGUCCAGAGCAAGGCUCAGAACCAGGGACUAAAUAUGGAAGUCCAGAGCAGGGCUCAGAACCAGGUAGUGAGAAUGGAAAGUCAGAGCGAGAACCAGGAAGUGAAGAGAAGUGUUAAGCAGAGCGCCGACCAAGGCAGACAGAAAUGCUCUGUGAAAGCAGAUGAGGAGAAAACACAGAAUGACAUUCAAAGAGAGGAAGAAAAGAGGCAAAUCGAGGAGGGGGACAAGAAGGACGAGAUACUGAGUGUGAGUGAGAGGUUGAGUGAGAGAGAAGGGAAGGGACAGAGAGAGGGGGAGAGGAAGAGUCGAGAAACUGGGAUUGAUGGUAACAUUGAACGUGAGGCAGUUGGUUUGGUAGAAGACAACAGAGAAAUGUCUGAGGACAGAGUCAGCCUGAAAGAGACGGACAAGGAAAGGAGGAGUGAGAAGCCUGUGAGAGUAGAGAAAAAGGAGGCGUCUGAGGAGAGGGAAAUAAAGUUGGAGAGGAAGAGGGAAAUAGAGGCUAAGCGGGUGAUAGAGGAGGAGAAGAAGAAGUCUGAGGAUGAACAGAGUGGGAAAAAGACACAAGAGACAAAGCAAGAAAAGCAGACUUCAACAGAGACAGAACUGAGUGACUGGGAUGUGGACAGUGAGGAGGAAGAGAUUGUGGCGGGGAACUUGAAGAUGAAUAAGAAACAGAAGAGCGAGGUGGUGAAGAAGAAGUCUGAGGAUGAACAGAGUGGGAAAAAGACAAAAGAGACAAAGCAAGAAAAGCAGACUUCAACAGAGACAGAACUGAGUGACUGGGAUGUGGACAGUGAGGAGGAAGAGGUUGUGUCGGCGAAAUUGAAGAAGAAGAAACAGAAAGAGCUGGAAGAGAGGCAGAAAGGGGAGAAAAGGGGGAGAAUGGAGGAGAAGAAGAAGGAAGAAGAGCGCCUGAGGAAUAGGGAGGAGGACAAGAGGAAAGAGGAGGAGAAGAAGCUACGAGAGCAGGUGAGCCUGACAGUCCUGCAGGAAUCCUGGAAGAAGGCUAAAGCGGAAGACAGGAAGAGAUCUGAGGCAACCAAAAUGGACGCAGAACAGCAGCACCAGUGGGCUGUUUUUUUCAGUGACUUGAGGAAGGAGGAGGAGGAGGAGCAACAGCAACUAAAGGAGUUGAGGGAGAACAGGAGGAAGGAGUGCGUUGUUCAGGGGGGCUUCCCUGUCAACAGGACAACGCACACGGCCCCAGGAAAUGAGUCAGCAAUAUCGGUGAGUUCAUAUGAGGAGACUGGCUCUGAGUGGGAGAGGCAGUGGGAGGAGGACAAAAGGAGGGAGAAGGAGAGGAAGGAGGAGGAGGAGAAGAGGAAGAGACUGGAAGAUAAGAAGAGGGAGGAGAUGGCAAAGGAACGGGAGGAGCAGAAGAGUAGAGAGGCGGAGGCGAGGUGGCAGGCACGUCUUGUUCCCAAGAAAAAGAAAGGUGUAUUUAAGUCAUUCUUCAACCUUUUUGUGACAUAGAGCAGUAAAGAAUCAAUACAAACAUGACGUCUUUUCAUAAUUUUAAU
Oncorhynchus gorbuscha (pink salmon) is the source of this 2582-nucleotide messenger RNA. RefSeq names its product trichohyalin-like. Lineage: Eukaryota; Metazoa; Chordata; Actinopteri; Salmoniformes; Salmonidae. The transcript is spliced from 4 exons. The record is from RefSeq and is a predicted model, not a curated record. Bases 1 to 2535 code for a protein of 844 amino acids.